CUCAGCUUUAUCUUCCAGAUCAAGCAAAUAUGUACUGUGAAACGAAUUCAGAAUUUAAUCUCGGCUUCUUGGACUCGGUCCGUCGGCAUCUUUUGGAAGAUGAUGAUUCUGGGACUCAAAUUCCAGCUAAGUUUCCCGAAAACGUUGAAAAUAUUCAAGUUCCGAUUCCAUCGGAUCAGAUGGAUUUUUCCAGUACUGAUGCCGUUGCUAUCAAUGUUGAUCAGUGGAUAACGUUUGAUCAAUUAUUUGACACGCCGGAGUCUGCCGCUGUUGAUGUUCCAGUUCCCAACUGUGAAUUGACUCCCGGGCCGAUGACUGCAAUUCACAUGCAGCCAAAGAAGUUCCGUUAUAAGGGUGUAAGGAGAAGGCCAUGGGGGACGUACGCAGCAGAGAUAAGGGAUCCUAAGAGAAUUGGUGCCCGGAUCUGGCUUGGUACUUACGAGACUCCGGAAGAUGCUGCACUGGCUUAUGACAAAGCAGCUUUUAAAAUGUGUGGCGCAAAAGCCAAGCUGAAUUUUCCGCAUCUCGUCGGCUCAGCUCAGGUGGAGCCAGUGAGGUUGGGCACUAACAAGCGAAGGUCUCUGGAACCUGGCUCGUCUUGGUCAUCAGCUGAGUCACCUUUCUCUAGAACUCCAAAGUAGAAACGGAGGAUUAGCUAGAUUAAUUCGAUAUUUGAA
Molecule: messenger RNA, 677 nt
Organism: Hibiscus syriacus
Lineage: Eukaryota; Viridiplantae; Streptophyta; Magnoliopsida; Malvales; Malvaceae
Product: ethylene-responsive transcription factor 2-like
Exons: 1
Coding region: 30-641 (203 amino acids)
Biological process (GO): regulation of DNA-templated transcription; ethylene-activated signaling pathway
Molecular function (GO): DNA-binding transcription factor activity; DNA binding
Source: RefSeq, a predicted model, not a curated record